CAUGACGUAUAAGAAACUUCCUCAGAAAAUACAGUAAACAAAUCGACGGACUACAUUCGGCCGCGGCGUAUUGAGCACGGCGGCUUGCGUGGAUUUGGGAAUUUACGAAGCUUUCGGUUGACAUCUCACGGUUUGCGCAUUAAAGCAGGUCGACGGGAGGGACGACACAAAGGAGGGAGCUGUUGGAAAAGCGCAGCGUGCCGCGCGUUCGUUUGGUUGAGUGCUUUGAUUAGUGAACGCUCAGGCUUCAUGCCGUUUAGUUGAGCAGACUUCCCUUCUGGCGACAAUACUGCGAGCAGCGUCUGUCUUGAAGAAAUAGUUCAUAUUUAGACAUGGUGAAGCAGACCAAGGCCAAAACUUUCCAGGCCUAUCUGGACUCCUGUCACCGCCGCUACAGCUGCGUCCACUGCCGUGCACACCUGGCCAACCACGAUGACCUCAUUUCAAAGUCGUUUCAAGGCAGUCAGGGCCGUGCCUACCUGUUCAAUUCUGUGGUGAAUGUGGGUUGUGGUCCAGCAGAAGAAAGGCUGCUGCUGACUGGACUUCAUGCUGUGGCUGAUAUUUACUGCGAGAAUUGCCACACCACACUGGGCUGGAAAUAUGAGCAGGCAUUUGAGUUAAGUCAGAAAUAUAAGGAGGGGAAGUUUAUUAUUGAAUUAUCUCACAUGAUUAAGGAUAAUGGCUGGAACUGAAGCCUUCAGCCUUUGCUUUAACUUACUGUCACUGCUUGCAGCUUCUCCAAGAACGUCACGAGAUAUGCUUUCUUUUAUAUUUAUCCAUCUAUGAUCUACAUUUACUAUUGUGAGCACCUUUUUUCACACUCUUGUAUCCCAAUGCACCAGGUUUUCAGAGGGGUGGGGUGAGUCUUGGGUUACUGGUUUGUGUGUGUUUGUGUCUUUUAUAUGUAUUUGGAGGUGUGCUUGUGUGUAAGGCAUGCUUGAAAGAAAUUUCAAACUGCUAAAAUGAUCAACCAUUUAAAUCCAGUUUCAAAGAAUUCUUGAUUUUUGUUGGGAUUUUGACAGAAGCCCUCAAAUUCUCCAAAUUAAGUGCAAUUCAAGAGGUUUGGGCAAGGUAUGAUCAUUAUGCCAAGAUCCAAUGCCUUUUUAUUUAGUUUAUUUUUACUUUUAAAGAACGGGGUAUUUGUGAACGAGGUAGUGUGUGUGAAAUUACGUUACUGUUUGUGGUGUGUGUGGGGGGCUUAGAGUGGAUCAUGUGCAAUAUGUGUGUAUGUGAGAGAGUUUAAAGGAUGAUUCAUGCCUCCAAAUUCAGUCAUUUUGGUUGAAUUCGUCUUUUACUUUACCAAGUCACUGAGGAAUCCCAACAAAUGAACAUCGGCUCGUGUGUGUGUGUGUGUGUGAGCAAACAGCAGGCUUGUUGCUGUAGAGUAGAGAUGUCCACAGUUGACUGACAUUCUUAAUUCUUAAUAACUUCAAUUGCAACUUAUAAGAUGUAAUUGGGUUAUUAAUUUUUUUUUAUGUUUGUGUUGUUUCUUGCAUUAUGUCUAUGAGAAAUGUUCUAAGUAUAGUAUAUAUAUUGGGCAGCAUGUACAGAGACAUCGAUCUGAACAUGUGUGAGCAGACAUGUCAUGUAAAUGUGUUUGAUUGUGUAGCAAAGUAUUUCUUUGAAUGCUAAACCAUUAAAGUGCAUUACAUUAACCUGAAUUCUUUACAUUAAAGUAUGGGGUAAAUAAAAA
Molecule: messenger RNA, 1693 nt
Organism: Cyprinus carpio (common carp)
Lineage: Eukaryota; Metazoa; Chordata; Actinopteri; Cypriniformes; Cyprinidae
Product: protein yippee-like 3
Source: RefSeq, a predicted model, not a curated record